UUGCGUAAACGUGCAGCAGACAGCGACAGAGACCGAGCUGCAAAAGACUGCGCUCCCCUGCGGAAUUGCGUGCCCUAUUUGCGCUAUAACGGGCUGUAUUUAUUCAAUCAAAUGUUCAAGACGAUGGAUUCACAAGAGGCGCUUUGAAAAGAUUUUCCACAGUUUGGGGAGAGUGUUUACGAUGAGCCCAUAAAUUCUUUGGUCGUCAAACCUCAACAAACAAAAUGGUUCGACUGGAGUUGGAUCAGGUGGUGAUGAGGAGGAUGAAGGAGGAAGAUAUCGAGAUGGUCAAAGCCCUUAUCAAGGAGGGCUGUGAGGGAAAUGAAAACCGUCUGAUUCUACAUAUUCUGACACGACCGCUCUGCCUGUUUAUUCUGGCUGUUUUCUCCUCCAUCUUACGUUGUCUGGUUCACUCGUUCAUCUUGGCUCUUGCUAUCCCAGUCUUCCUGCUCAUUGUCUUUCUAAAGAUCACCAUGCCGCGGUCAGUCGGGGUUCUGGGCAGCAGUCGGCCGUCCUGGGACUAUGUUGGCAGUGCCUACAGAGACUCACAGGAGGAAACUCUGCCAAACCCGUACUGUCGAAUCAGUGGAAAGACGCCUACAACAAGAAAGCCCAGACGUAGAUUAGGAGCCAAAGAGAAGAGCAGUUCGACAGAGACGAUCAGCCCAGAGCGAGCGGAGGCGGCAGGGCAGGUGUGGGUGGCUGAGUGCGAUGGAGAGAUUCAGGGCUGCAUCUUCAGAGAGAGUGAGAGGAGACCCGGGAUCAGGAGAAUCUGCAGAGUGGUGGUCAGCUCCUGGUACAGACGAGAAGGUUUGGGUCGACUGCUGGUCCAGAGUCUGCAGCAGAAAGAGAGAGAUGCUGGAGCUCACAGAGUUUACGCACAUGUCCCAUAUCCUUCCAAAGUGGGAGAGGUGUUCUUUAGGAAGUUGGGUUUUCGGAUUCUGGGAGAUUCCGAAGAGGAGGACGAUGACAAAGAAGUAGAAUUAGAAAGUCCAGAAAGAGGUUUCAUGGGAUACCCGCUCACAAAGGUGUUCUAUAAAGACCUGUGAGAAGAGUGAAGUCCAUGGGUUUCAGAAUAAUGGAAAAGUUGGAGUAUUGCCAUAACAGUUAACAAUUUCAUACAAUUUUAUCUUUUGAAUGGCCCUCGAAAUGUCACAUGUAACAGGAAGCUGGGACCCAUGAAGGAGUUAGUUUCAAGGAUGUUUAAGUUAAUUAUUUAUUUAUUUCUAUUUAUUAUAUUUAUGGUGGUUUUGUUUUUGCAAUAUUUAUUAUUCUUUAAGUAUUUGAACUUUUUCAUUCAUAUGCUUAAAUCUUUCUGUAAAACCUGUUUACCCUAAGCCAAACGCUUUGUGAUUACUUUGAAAAUGUGCCAUAGCUGCAUAUAUUUCUGUCCUGAGACAAAAGUGUUUGGAGAUGUACUGUAAAUGAGUGUCUUUUUUAAAACUGAAGAAAGGAAUAAAGUGUUUGCUGUUUUUGCUUUGUCA
This is a messenger RNA of Boleophthalmus pectinirostris (great blue-spotted mudskipper), 1484 nucleotides long. It is a transcript of the gene nat14, whose product is annotated as N-acetyltransferase 14 (GCN5-related, putative). The record is from RefSeq and is a predicted model, not a curated record. NCBI's taxonomy places the organism in Eukaryota, Metazoa, Chordata, Actinopteri, Gobiiformes, Gobiidae. The coding region runs from base 225 to 1049 and encodes 274 amino acids. Gene Ontology annotation, molecular function: N-acetyltransferase activity. The transcript is spliced from 4 exons.